Messenger RNA from Camellia sinensis, 1455 nucleotides. RefSeq names its product putative galacturonosyltransferase-like 10. Gene Ontology annotation, cellular component: Golgi apparatus. Gene Ontology annotation, molecular function: glycosyltransferase activity. NCBI's taxonomy places the organism in Eukaryota, Viridiplantae, Streptophyta, Magnoliopsida, Ericales, Theaceae. The record is from RefSeq and is a predicted model, not a curated record.
UCUCUCUCUCAUCAACUCUACGCGUUCUUGUUUUUCUUCUUUGUUCAUAUAUACCAAGAAAAUCAACGUAGACUUUCAAUAUCUCACCUCGUCUCACCAUUUCUCUAAGCAACCUCUCUUCUUUCCUCCAUUCUCAAACAAACCCAGAAAACCAAAAUCAUUGCUGUUCUAUCUAGCAUGCCUCACCGAUUGGUCUCUGUUCUCAUAUUUGUUUCUCUGUUUCUCUCCCCCGUCUUCGCCAUUCGAUUGUUUCCCGAGAAAGUGACAGAAAAUUUGAGUUUCCAUGACGGAUUUCAAUUUAAUGAAGCACCCGUAUAUAGAAAUGGACCCGAAUGUCAAAUUCCAGUAUCGAACAACUCAUCAUCGACCUGUGCUUCGUUUCUCGUUCACAUCGCAAUGACACUCGAUGCUAAGUACUUGAGAGGUUCCAUGGCCGCGAUUUACUCUGUUCUCAAGCACACAUCGUGCCCAGAAAACGUUUACUUCCAUUUCGUCGCCUCCGAUUCCAACACCCCCAAUCCCACCGAAUUGACCCAAAUCGUCAAAUCCACAUUCCCAUCUCUACCCUUCAAGGUUUACUCAUUCAACGAAGGAGUCGUGAAAAGUUUGAUCUCGUCUUCAAUCAGACAAGCUCUCGACAACCCAUUGAACUACGCGAGAUCAUACAUAGCUGACAUUAUCGAACCCUGCGUAAACCGCGUGAUCUAUCUAGACUCCGAUAUCAUCGUUGUUGACGACAUUCAGAAGCUCUGGUCCAUCGCUUUAACUGGGUCAAGAGUAAUCGGAGCUCCAGAGUACUGCCAUUCGAAUUUCAAGAAAUACUUCACCGAUGAGUUCUGGUUUGAUUCGAAGUUGUCAAUGGCGUUUGAAGGGAAGAGACCGUGUUAUUUUAACACGGGUGUGAUGGUGAUGGAUUUGGGGAGGUGGAGAGAAGGGAAUUACAAGGUGAGGAUAGAGAAAUGGAUGGAGGUACAGAAAGAGAAGAGAAUAUAUGAAUUGGGUUCAUUGCCACCAUUUUUGCUAGUGUUUGGUGGAGAUGUUGAGUCAAUUGAUCAUAGAUGGAACCAACAUGGGCUUGGUGGGCACAAUGUGGUGAGUAGUUGCAGGAAUUUGCAUCCGGGUCCGGUUAGUCUUUUGCAUUGGAGUGGAAAAGGGAAGCCAUGGGCGAGGCUCGAUGCCGGAUCUCCAUGCUUAGUUGAUCAUCUAUGGGCACGUUAUGAUCUCCAUAGAACCCAUUUCCAACGUCAUGAACAGCUGUAGACGAUUGAUAAUUUUUUCAUUCUUUUUCCUACCUCAUUCUUGAGGAUUCAUUUGUAUAUAUCUAUACAGAUUACAAACUGAGUUAUACAGCAUUUGCGGCCUCUAAAACAUUUUUCUUGUAAUGAUUAUUGUCUUAUUUCUUUGAGAUUUAGGAAUGCUAUUUUUUACAAAAACACAUUGAACAAAGAAGAGGAU